Saprolegnia parasitica CBS 223.65 is the source of this 155-nucleotide messenger RNA. RefSeq lists its product as hypothetical. NCBI's taxonomy places the organism in Eukaryota, Oomycota, Saprolegniomycetes, Saprolegniales, Saprolegniaceae. The transcript has a single exon. The record is from RefSeq and is a predicted model, not a curated record. The annotation marks the transcript as partial.
GUCCGCACGUUUGUGGCGACGCCGACGCCGACGCUCGGUACGAAGCUUAUGCUCGCGAGCAAGUGCUCCUCCAAGCGGUGGCGCUGGCGCAGCUUGAGCGCGAGACCAUCUCGUUUGCGACGCUGUACCAGUACAAGCGCACCGCCAUCAGCUAG